Talpa occidentalis (Iberian mole) is the source of this 8997-nucleotide messenger RNA. It is a transcript of the gene MKKS, whose product is annotated as MKKS centrosomal shuttling protein. The transcript is spliced from 4 exons. Gene Ontology annotation, molecular function: ATP binding. NCBI's taxonomy places the organism in Eukaryota, Metazoa, Chordata, Mammalia, Eulipotyphla, Talpidae. The record is from RefSeq and is a predicted model, not a curated record. Gene Ontology annotation, biological process: developmental process; cilium assembly; chaperone-mediated protein complex assembly. Gene Ontology annotation, cellular component: nucleus; cytoplasm; kinociliary basal body. The coding region runs from base 1 to 1710 and encodes 569 amino acids.
AUGUCUCGUUUAGAAGCUAAAAAGCCAUCGCUGUGUGAAAGUGAACCACUGGCAAGUGAGAGAUUCAGGACCACACUUUCUGUCUUUAAAGGAAUUGUAACAUCGUGCUAUGGCCCCACAGGUCGGCUGAAGCAGCUCCACAAUGGCUUAGGCGGCUCUGUAUGCACAACUUCACAGUCAUCAGCUCUGCUCUCUAAUCUUUCCGUCACCCAUCCUAUUUUAAAGAUCUUGACAACUUCCCUGCAAAAUCAUGUGUCAUGCUUCAGUGAUUGUGGCUUAUUCACAGCCAUUCUUUGCUGCAACCUAAUUGAAAAUGUUCAGAGAAUAGACUUGACACCCACCACUGUCAUCAAAUUAAAUAAGCAUCUUUUGAGCCUCUGUACCAGCUAUCUCAAGUCUGAGGUCUGUUGUUGUCGAAUCUCAGUUGACUUUAGUAGUACUCACCUGCUCCUUUGCUUGGUGCGUAGUAUAUUAACAAGUAAACCAGCCUGUAUGCUCAUCCAAAAGGAAGUAGACCACGUUAGUGCUUUGAUUCUGAAAGCCUUUUUGCUUACAAUUCCAGAAAAUGCUAAAGAUCACAUUAUUUUAGGAAAGAGUAUCAUUAUUCCUUUAAAAGGUCAAAGAGUUAUAGAUUCUACUGUAUUACCUGGAAUACUUAUUGAAAUAUCAGAAAUUCAAAUGAUGAAGAUAUUACCUAUCAAAAAAUCAGAUUCCUUCAAAGUGGCCCUCUUUUGUUCAUCUUUAUCUGGUGACCUUUCUGAUACUGCAGAAGGAACCGUGUUGGUCAGUUAUGGGGUUUCUCUUGAAAAUGCUGUACUGGAACAAUUGCUUAAUCUAGGAAGGCAACUAGUGAAUGAUCAUGUAGAUCUUGUCCUGUGCCAAAAAGUGAUACACCCAUCUUUGAAACAGUUUCUUAGUGUGCAUCAUAUAAUUGCCAUAGACAGAGUUGGACUGGCUCUUAUGGAACCCCUGAGUAAAGCAACAGGAACACAGCCUAUUGGUUCCCUGGACUCAAUCUCUCCUAGUAGCUAUGGAAGUGUGAAAGAUUUGCGCUCUGAAAAAUUUGGCUCCAAACAUUUUUUUCAUCUUCUUCCUAAUGAAGCAACUGUCUGCAGUUUGCUUCUCUGCAACAGAAAUGAUACUGUCUGUGAUGAGCUGAAGCGCACAUGCCAAACAGCACUGCAUGUUUUGCAGUUAACAAUCAAGGAACCGUGCGUUUUGUUGGGAGGUGGCUGUACUGAAACUCAUUUGGCUGCAUAUAUCAGAUACAAGAUUUGUAAUGAGCCAGAGAACAUUCUCAAAGAUAAUGGAUGUACUCAAAUAGAACUUCAACUAAUUGCUGAAGCAUUUUGCAGUGCACUGGAAUCUCUCGCUGGUUCUUUGGAACAUGAUGGAGGUGAUAUUCUCACUGAUAUGAAGUAUGGACACCUUUGGUCAGUUCAGGCAAAUUCUCCCUCUGUUAGUUGGCAAGACUUGCUUUCAAGAUGUGGCUGUGGACUAUACAAUAGCCAGGAAGAGCUUAACUGGUCUUUCUUAAGGAGUACUCACCAUUCUUUUAUGCCACAAACCUGCCUUCCACAUGAAGCUGUGAGAUCAACCAACAACCUAACCUUGGACUGUUUUGCUGCUAAGAUUAGCGGCCUACAAGUAGCUGUGGAGACUGCCAAUUUGAUUUUGGAUCUUUCAUAUGUCAUUGAAGAUAAAAACUGAUGUAAGAGAACACUGUGUUUAUAUUAUAAAAAAAAAAAAAGAAAAGCUGAAAAACCACUCAAAUGUCAAGAGAAAUACUGAGUAAAUUUGUUCUUUCCCAAAGCCUUUAUAAUUAGACAGGUGAUUCAUAAAAUUAUAGAUUCAUUUACUGAAGGAAAAAAGGUAUGAUUCUUAAAUAGAAAUACCAUAUAAUAAAAAUAUGAAGAUUUGUGAUGAAAGAUAUUGUAAUUAUCUUAGGGAUUCCAUACAUACCACUAUACAUUGUGUCCCUGGUAUUAUUUCCCCCUCUCCCCCACUGGUAUUAUUUUUUUAAAGAUUUUAUUUAUUUAUUUAUUUAUACAAGAACUGGGGUACAGGUCAGAGGCAUGGGAGGGUGAGAGAAUUCGCCAGAGAAAGAGCGGGGAGCAGAACAGGCAGACAGACCGAAGACACUGCCGAGGGAAGCAGCGGGUGAGGCAGGAGAGGUCUGCCAUGCCAUGUGGGUUUCUCCCUGGCUGGCUGGGAAUUGAACCCAUGCUGCAAAGGCUGGCACAGCUUCACAGUGCUGCGCUCAACCCACUGCACCACCGGGGAGGCCCACCACUGGUAUUAUUUUUGCAUCAUUUUUAAGAACAUACAGAAAUCUAUGCUCUAGUUAAGUUAUACUUACUAUAGAAUUUUUUAGUGAAUAAAGUAAUAGUAACUGCGUAUGUUUAAAGUACAAAAUUAAAUUCCAAAGUAUCAAAAAAAAUUCACUACAUAUUGCUCAAUCCAAAGAAGUGUUCAAAUUGCACAUUUAGUGUUCUUUGUCUGAGGCUAUGUCAUUCAGUGUUAGGUCAUUGUUGAAAGCUUUGUCUGGUUGCAAUUGCUAAUUUGUAUCACAGUUUUUAAUUUUUGUUAUUUUGAGAAAAUUUGUGAUUAGAAAUAAAAGUGGGUUUAUAUAGAUACUAAGGUAGAAACAAUUUCGUAUUGUCUUCACAUUUAAAGCAGUAGGAAAUACUAGUUGUUUUAGACCAGAGGUUCUCAGCCUUAGCACUAUUGACAUUAAAGACCAGAUAAAUAUCUGCUGUGCUGUGGCUGUCCUGUGCAUCACCAGAGGUUUAGCAGCAUUCCUAGCCAACAGACACUAGAGCACAGUCCACCUAGGAAAAAUCAAAAAUUUUUCUAGACAUAGACAAAAUUAUCUUUCGUUAUGAAGGAAAACAGCAUAGGGAAAGAGUGGAAGUUAUUUCUCCAGUUUAGUCAAUAGUGCAAAAACCAAAAACUAGAACAGCUCCUGUAAUUAAAGUGGAGAUACUGAUGUUUCACUAAGGAGUAUAAUUUGAAUUUUAUGCAAUAAAGAUAUGGUUAUAAAGUCUACAGGUUUAUGACUUACAAGAUUUCCUUAGCAAUAGCUUUUACUUCAGUGAAAAUUAAGAUUUUCUUUCUUAUAACAACAAAAGACAGAACAUGGACGGGAAAUGACAAGAACCUGGAACCUCUAUUUCCUACCAUAGAAUGGAACAGUACUGCAAGGCAGAAAACCUUUUCCCAGACCUCAAGUUAGAAAUUUUCAACAACACAUGAGAACUAUGACAUGAUCACAAAAAACCCUCCACAAGUUCAGAUUCAUAGCCAAACCUGAAAGUAACAGCACAAAAGACAAACAAAACAUGUCACAGAAGGAAAUAUUGAAAACAAAAUUUCAAGAGGGAAACCAAAUAAAAAGUGUAGCCAGAUUUUACUUGUCAAAAAAGAUUUAAGUGGGCCUCCCCUGGUGGCUCAGGCUGUUGAGCGCAGUGCUGUGAAGCUGUCCACAGCCUCUGCAGCACUGGUUCAAUCCCGGCCGGCCAGCGAGGGUCCCACAUGGCGAGGCAGAACUCUCCUGUCUCGCCUGCUGCUCCUCUCAGCAGUGUAUUUCGUCAGUCAGCCUGUCCUGUUCCCCGCUCUGUCUCUGGUGAAUCCUCUCACCCUCUGCGCAUCUGGCCUGUACCCCCGUUCUUGUAUUAAUAAAUAAAUAAAUCCUUUAAAAAAGAAGAUUUAAGAAAGAAAAUUCCUAAAAAUGUAAGUAAAAGUAGAAGAAAAUACCUUCUUUUGGGGAGCAAGAGUAAAGGCUGUGUGAGAAAUGAAAAUAAAUGGUUCAAUCAAUAUUGGAGACAAAAUUCUUAGCCAAGAGUAACCCAAGAAGUUAGCUUCACCAGUGUCCAAAUCUCACUUCCCAAAAGGUUAGGGACAGAAAAUUCCUACAUUAGUAAGACCAAGCAAUGAGGUUUAAAAACAAAGUCUUAAGGGACAAAUAGGAAAUGCAGAAAAUAAAUACCUUCUUGGAGUAAGCAAGCAAUAUUAAAAGAUAAGAUUUUUAAAUCCCCAAGUCACACUAAACUAGUUCAUACAGUUUCUCCCUUUUAUCCAUCUUAAAUUUAGAGAGAGAAAUAAUGAAAAGAUUUCUCACCACUUAUUUCCCAUUAGAUUUCUGCAGAGAGAAAGAACAGGAAUUUCACUUGAUCAAAAUCCUUACCUUCCUCACAAAUAUGUUCAGAAGUCCUAGUUCUCAUUCCCUGCGAUACAAACAGUUCCAUCCUGUUUAGUAGGGAUCCUGACUAGUUCCCCAAAUUGCAGGGCCUAAAGGAAAUCAUCUCCCAGAUUCCUCUGUGUUCUAGGCUGACAAAUAAUCAAACAAGUAUUAGACAAAUUGAUGAGAAAAAAGCAAAAAGAAAUUUAAUAAUAACAUGUAUUGCAUUUGAGGGGCCUCCCUGGUGGUGCAAGGGGUUAAGCACAGCACUAUGAAGCUAUCUGCAGCCAGUGCAGCACGAGUUCGAUUCCCGGACGGCCGGGGAGCUACCCACAUGGUGCAGCAGACCUCUCCUGUCUCACCCACUGCUCCCCUCAGCAGUGUAUUUCAGUCAGUCUGCCUGUUCUGUUCCCCACUCUGUCUCUGGUGAAUCCUCUCACCCCGUCCCCCACACACCUCUGGGCUGUACCCCUGUUCUUGUAUGCAUAAAUAAACUAAUCUUAAAAAAAUGUAUUCCACUUCCAUACAUGAGAGAAAUCCAACAUGAUGUAGUAAUUUAGUGACAUGAUCAUACAUAUGAAAUAGUUUAGCUGGGGCAGAAGAACUUUGGUGGGAAAAAGGGAAGGUCAGUUAGAGAAGUUAACAGAGGAGGCACAGUAGACAAAGAUAUGCAUAUUUAGGUUCUUCUUUUUCCAUUGACAAAGGAUAAAGAGAUUAAGUCCUUCAUGCCUUACAGAAAGAAGUUUUCAUGUUAAUAUCUUUCUCAAAAGUAUCCUGCACCCAGCCUUUAGAGCUUCAUGAAAUCAAGCUUUUGCCAAAAAGUUUUGUCUUGAGGUGACAGGUUUUUGCUCCCCUACAGAAACACCAUUGUCAUAGAUCAGGUCAUCUUGGGGGUCAGGAGGGGGUGUGGGUAUGAUUAAAUAAUUUAGAAUUUACAUGGGAUGAAUUUGACAGGGGAGGAGGUUAAGGGAAGGUGUUUAUGUUCACAUACUUUGAAAUGUUUUUAAAAUGCACACUUUCUCCCAUCUGCAUGCCCUUCUUAACUCUUAGCCAAGAGCAGUGCACCUGAACAAGAUAAUAUGUGGUUUCAAGAAUAUUCAUCCACCCAUAGUAGAAAUUCCUCCUCCUUUUUUUUCAUCAGAUAGAAAAAUUAUUGAGUUCAUCUAACUAUAGAAAUACAGCAUAAACUGGAAUUAAAAACACAAAGUAUUGCAUCCUCCCUGGUGGCACAAGGGGUUAAGCACAGCACUAUGAAACAAUCUGCAGCCACUGCAGCCCGAGUUUGAUCCCUACCCAAGGAGCUACCCACAUGGUGCAGCAGACCUCUCCUGUUUUGCCCGCUGCUCCCCUCAGCAGUGUAUUUCAGUAUACCUGCCUGUUCUGCUCCCCACUCUGUCUCUGGUGAUCCUCUCACCCCCCCACUCUGCACCUCUGGCCUGCACCCCAGUUCUUGUAUACAUAAGUAAAUAAAUCUUAAAAAAACACAAAGUAUCAAGUAAAGUUAUGCAAAAUAUAUAAGAUACCUAUCAUUUAUGAGAGAAAUAAAAAUAAAGUUCAUAUUAUUAACAACUAACAUAAAUCACUUCUGCAAUGAACAGAAAUUCUCCUACUUCCACUCACUUCAUCAUUUCCUAAUCUCUCUUGCUUUAAAAUAUACCCAGAGGAAUAACAGGUACAAGAGUGUUGUCAGCUAGUAUCAGCUUCAGUGACAAAGAAGGACUAGAGGAGUAUGUGGAACUAAAUUUAGCGUCUGCUUUGAAAGCCUAAGUUUAGAAACCACAGGACUUGGUUUAAAUCAUUUUCAGGCUCAGAAACAUAGAGGUAAAAAUCAUCAGUGACAGGUAUUUGUCCAAAGCAGAACAUUUUUAAAAAGGGCUGACAUUUUCUAAGUGAAAUGUGCUUCUUGAGUGGUUUAGAGUAUUUCAAACCAAUUUGCUCAAAUCGUGGAGUUUUAUUGCUGGGAAUUUACUCUUUUUUUCAUGAAAAUGUAUAAUGAAGAUUUAUCAUUCUAUGGAUGAGACAUUUCCCCCCUGCCCUAAUCGCAGUUAUGAAAUGUCAAAAUGAACCAAUCUUUCAUUGCUAUCUGUUGUGGAAGAGGAUUAUAACUAUGAAAGUUUAAAAUAUAACAAACGAGAAACCAAGAAAUUUUGUUGGGCAGGGCCCUCCAGUCAUCUAAAUCAGCCCUGUUGUUCAAAAAAUAAACCAGAAGCCAAAAAGAUGGCAGAUCUUGUUCAAGGUUUAAUGACUUUGGGAGCUUAUGGGAGAGCUUACAGAGAGACCUCUGCUAGGAAUGGAGUCCAGGCCUGCAGUUCUCCAAAUACAUUCACUCUUUUGGAUGCUUUCCAUUUUUAUUCAGAAGAUACAUGAACAGGACAUUUCCUGCAUCCUGCAGCAAAGUUUCAUUCAUAGGAUAUCAUCCCUGUAUAGCAAUUACCUGUUGCUGCAAAACCAACCACUGCAUAUUUGUUGGUAUAAAACAGCAACAAUCAUUUAUUCUUCUUAUUACCGCUCAUGAUUCUAGGUACUCACUAGACUUAGCUAUACCCUUCUCCACUGGGGGUUUCUGUCACAGUCAGAUGGCAGCGUGGGCCAGAAUCCUCUUGAAAUCUUCCUCACUUUCAUGUCUAGUGAUGACUGCUGCUCUCUAUUGGAACCUCAGCGAUACAUGUUAUUUAGAACACCUGCAUAUGCUUCUCCAUGUAGCUCUGACUUUUCAAAUAGCCUAGUGUCUAGAUUUCUAGAAGAGUCUAAGAGAAACAAGGAAAAAUUGCAUUGCCUUUUAUGACCCACCGUCAGAAGUCCUUAGCAUUCCUGUCACUGUAGUCAAAGUAAGGGGUGCUGGGGUUAAGGAGGACAUAUAACACAGAGCUUCUAUGUUCUCCAUGGAAUCUGAGUGUGCCACCCUCCCUUCACAUCAAUGUAGUCACAAAUCAGGAAACUCCACUGAGUUUCAGAGCAAUAGUUAGUUACCCACAUUUCAGUAAGGGGAGAGAACAGUCUCCAUGUCUCCCUGGGGUGAGCAUAAGAGGAAUAUGGAAUGGGAGAUAAUAUUAAAGUCAUUUUGGAAAAUACUAUAGGUCACACUGUGUUAUAAUGGAGACUCUAUCUGAAUUUUGUCCCGUUUCAAACAGAGCUCAGAAAGCCUUAGAAUUGACUAUGAUAAGAGUGUUUAAUUAUGCUAAUGAGGCAACUCUUAAUGGGAUCCUACUUAGCUUCAUAGGGGCUGAUCACCAGAAAGACCAGCCAUAUGAUUUGAAGGUUGGAACUUUGGACCAACCUGACCUCCUGGAGUGAGCGGGCAUUGGAAAUUGAGUUAAGUCAUAUAGCAAUGCUUUAAUCAAUCAUGCCCAAGUAAUGAAACUCCAGUAAAAAUUCUAAGCACUCAGCAAAUUAGUUCUUCAGAGGGAAAAAAACAAUAUGAAAUAUCUGAAAUUAUUCCUAUAUGUAUAUCUUUUCCUAUUUUUUAAAAAGAGUUAUUUAUGCAUACAAGAACUGGGGUACUGGCCAGAGGUGUUGGGGGUGAGAGAAUUCACCGGAGACAGAGCAGGGAACAAAACAGGCAGGCUGACUGAAAUACACUGCUGAGGGGAGCAGCAGGCAAGUCAGGAGAGGUCUGCUGCGCCAUGUGGGUAGUUCCCUGGUUGGGGAUCAAACUCAUACUGCAGCGGCUUUGGAUAGCUUCAUAGGUUACAUCUUAACCCCUUAUGCCACCAGGGAGGCCCUUUGCCUAUUUUCUGUAAAUAGAUAUCUCUGUCCUUAUAGAGAAAGAUUGCCUAGACAGAUAUCCUAUAAGGAGUUAACUCAUGUUAUUAUGGAAUCUAAGAAGUCCAAAUUCUGCAGUUAGCCAGUUGGAGACCCUGGAGCUAAAGUUUCAGUACAAGCCCUAAUCCAACAGCAGGAGAAGAUUAAUGUCUUAGCUCAAAGACAGGCAGAGAGAAGGGAUUCUUUCUUACUCAGGUUUUUAUUCUAUUCAGGCCUUCAGUGGAUUGGCUGUAACUUACUGACAUUUUGGAGGGCAACCUGCUUUACUCAGUCUAUCAACUCAAAUGUCAAUCUCAUCCAGAAACACUUCACGUGCACACACCCAGACAUGCUUAACAAAAUAUUGGACACCCCACGGCACACUCAACUUGACACACAAAAUUAACUAUUGCUCUGAAGCUCAGUGGAGUUUCCUGAUUGUGAAUACAUUGAUGUGAAGGGAAGGUGGCACGUUCAGAUUCUGCGAAGAAAGAACGAAGAAGUUCUGUGUUACCUGUCACUCUUAUUCUCAGUCACCCCUUUGACUUUGCACCAUUUGUCUCUCUGGUUGUUUCCUAGUGGUAGUGUUUAUAAUAAUACUGUAAUUGUAAGUGCUGCACUUUGAGUUCUGUGAAUCAUUCUAGCAAAUUAUUAAACCUGAGGGUUCAUGGAAUCCCUCAAUUUGUAACUGGUUGUUCAGAAUUAAAGAUGUCCCGGAGAUCCCAUUUAUUACUAGCAUCUGAAGUGGGGGCAUCAAGUGAAGAAUUAGUCCUUAACCUGGGGGAUUUGCAUUAAUUCUAAGUAGUGUCAGAAGUGAGUUGUGGGGCACUCAGUCGAAGUCACAGAAUUGGCGUCAGUCACACCUUUCGACAUUGGUUCUGCUACAGUUACCAAAUUGCCUUUUAUGUUCUAAUUCUUAUUUGUCUUAAAGGUGAAUUUUAAAUACGUAUUAACAAGCGACUCCACAUGCUGCAGAUACAAAAUGUUCAGGAAGCUCUCUAUUUAUAUCUCCAAGUCUCUCUAUUUUCCAUUUUUCCCCAAUUCCCUAGAUACCCAGUGAAUAUUUGUAAUUUCCA